Messenger RNA from Lachancea fermentati, 2061 nucleotides. The record is from the annotation of a GenBank genome assembly. NCBI's taxonomy places the organism in Eukaryota, Fungi, Ascomycota, Saccharomycetes, Saccharomycetales, Saccharomycetaceae.
AUGGAUGAAGAGUGGAAUAAGUCACAGCAUACCUCAGAUGAAGCGAUGGGUUCAAUGCUAGGUACUGCUGGAGGUUUUGAGCAUGAUAGAAGCCUCAUGGAGAGAGCAGAACUGAAGAGGAGCACACGACGCAGGCACAGAAACUCGAAAUUAGGAUGUCAAGAGUGCAAGCGGCGUAGAAUCAAGUGUGACGAGACCAUACCGGAAUGUGAGAACUGUCGAAAGAGGCGACAACGCGGCAAGGACAUUGAGUGUUCUUAUCUGCAAAUGACAGAUAGUGAAAUGGCAAGGUUUAGAUUUCUGCAAGAGCAGAACAAGCAAAGUGUUGUCAGAAGGCUAGGGGAAAACACAAUCUCACAAUUCCCCAAUCAUGGUUACGUUACCGCUAGCGGAAACACGGCCUCAAACGAUACGGUCAGCUUCGAGGUACCCCUUAUCCCGCACGAAAAGAUGAAGGUCCCAGCUUCCCCGGUGACAUUGCUCUUCGGAAUGGAAAGCUGGAAAGUAAUUAAGUUUACGUACAUGAAGACGAUUCACUCUGCCUUACAAGAUUGGAAUAUGUCGUCAAAGGCAUUCAUCUGCGUCUCAAUCCACGAUAUCAUAAGCAAUUUGAUGGGACGUAUCAAGUUUCUGAGCUCAUCAUCGAAUCCAAACGCAGUAGAAGAGAGAGCUUUGCGCCGCGAGAUAAGCGGGCUGAAGAAAAUCGCCGCCAGGUACAAAAUCUUAUUGAUAUCAUUUGUCCGACAAUUCAUUUGCACUUUUCUCAGCUCAAAGGAAUUGAUUGGAGAUGAAUUUACUGCGUCCAGAUUGUUAAUGGCUUCUAGCUGUAUCCAAUUCAUGAACUACUUUAAUAGUUCAACUUAUGAUGAUAGUCAUUACAUUGCAAUGGUGGAUAUGUGCCUGGAAAUUUUCACAAAUAACAAUCCUAACCAUAUUGCUAAGACGCUACAUUUUAUCUGGAGCUCAUUUCCAAAACAGUUAAUACAUUUAUAUGUCCCACCUUAUUCCUCAAUCAUACUUUUUGAGAUUUUGCAAGUUUUAAACGACUUUGGUGUGCACAUUAGGGCUACCGGAGACGAGCACUUAAUUUACAAAUAUGAAGAUUUGUGUGAUUUUCUGCGAUACGUUGCCAAUUUACUUCCGCACGCUAAUCAAAAUUGCGUGAUUGCAUAUCCACCCAACGUCUUAUUUCAUAUGUCAAAGAGAUGGACACUGAGCAGUCCACCAGAAGCUUAUUGCAUUUUGCCGUCAAUGCCCGGAACCCACAAGGUUUUCUACACUUUUUACCAUUCAAUUGCAUCAUACCUUGACGCUUUACUUCCAUCGGCUUCAUUCAUAAUGCACCGUCCCUUUUACACAUCUUUGGGUUUGUGCCCUUAUUCGUUAGACUCGGUCUUAGACGGUUUGGACAAAAAUUUAGGUUCUUUUGCCCUCUUUUCUAUCCGCCUUUUGUCAUUCAUGGAGAGGAGAAGGUUCAUAAUCCACAACUUUUUUACCGUUGACGACCCAUUACCAGACGAUUUGGAGGAAUAUCGGUUCAGAUCUAGGCGUGUUAAAAAUUUGGCGGAAGUGCCCAUCAAAAUGUUAAAUAAUUCGAGAAUCCAAUGGCCCAACUAUCCCCAUUGUGUAAGGCUGCCGAACGGCGAUUGGCCUAGGGAGCAUGGUUCAUUCUUUGCGAGAGAGAAAGACAGCGCAAGGACGAGGCUAGAUCAAAUAAAAAUCGCGGAAGAACGAAACGAACUGCAGCUGGACUUCUCCCAGGUGUCAGAUGAGUCUUCGCACCUUUAUGACAGUAUCGUGCAAAACUUGAAAAGCCCCUCUCCACUCUCUGAUGGCGAAGAUCCUGUUUCUAUUUCACCUUCAAGCUUUGAGUAUGAGGAUGCCACUGGACAUAAACUUAACUCCAAAGGACUUCUGGCUGACGAGUGCGAUCCUUCCGCCAUGUUCAAUGGCUUCCUGCCAAUUAUCUCCCUCGAUUUUCCUAGCAUCGAACUUAUUACUCGAUUCAAAGAGGAUAGGAUUGCUUUAUUCACUGCAUCCACAGACCACUAUGACCCCUGA